This is a messenger RNA of Aspergillus neoniger CBS 115656, 624 nucleotides long. RefSeq lists its product as uncharacterized. The record is from RefSeq and is a predicted model, not a curated record. The coding region runs from base 1 to 624 and encodes 207 amino acids. NCBI's taxonomy places the organism in Eukaryota, Fungi, Ascomycota, Eurotiomycetes, Eurotiales, Aspergillaceae. The transcript is spliced from 2 exons.
AUGAGUUUCCGAGAAAAGGUGCGGAGGGUGUUCCGCCGGUCCAGCAGUGGGUCCUCGUCCAAGGGCAAGGGCAAUGGAAUCAAGAUCGAAUACUACAAACGCGGCGAAAUCCCUCGGUCGAAAUUCAAGGGCCCUUUCGACAAGGAACAUCAACGGAAACUUGCAGCAUGGUCGUUUGGGGACGCCCAAGCGGAACGUCCGCGUACUCCCGAUCUCAGCCUCUCCCCCUGUGCGUCCAUACCGGAUUUCAUGAGAGCGCGGUACGAAGAAGACGCCGCCGACGACCUCGCCCCCGAUCAGAUUCGAACAGUACGACCCGAAGUAGAUGUGACAGUUGAUCCCCCUUCGGUUCACCAUGACGAAUACGCCUGCGGCCGACAAGGAGAGAGUGGCUCAUCGUCAUCCACAGCCGUGGAGCCUGAAAGCUACAGCGAGUCCCUGGUGACUCUGUUUGCCGACUUCGACCGGGUUGACUCGAUCGCCCAGCUGAAAGAAACGAUCCGCUACACUUCCCCGGCUGUACGAGCGAUUUCGCCGCCCCCCUUGUCGCCCAAGGGGUGUUACAUGCCAUUCUCACCGGAGGAGCUGACACGGGCGUUGAACGCCGUGCAGAUCUGCUCAUAG